This is a messenger RNA of Haliotis rubra (blacklip abalone), 1204 nucleotides long. Its product is annotated as phospholipase A and acyltransferase 3-like. The transcript has 5 exons. Gene Ontology annotation, molecular function: A2-type glycerophospholipase activity; glycerophospholipid phospholipase A1 activity. Gene Ontology annotation, cellular component: cytoplasm. Lineage: Eukaryota; Metazoa; Mollusca; Gastropoda; Lepetellida; Haliotidae. The coding region runs from base 474 to 944 and encodes 156 amino acids. Gene Ontology annotation, biological process: N-acylphosphatidylethanolamine metabolic process. The record is from RefSeq and is a predicted model, not a curated record.
GAAUUAGAACGGGGAUAACUUAACUGUGUGCGACGAAUUGGGGACGUAUACUGGUGGUGUUAUAGACACAGUUUUAUUAGUUACAUCGGCGACGAGUAAAUUUGCGGCUACAAAACCACCGGUGUCCGUCCCCAAUUCGUCAAACAGUACCGUUAUCCCCUAAGUAUAUGGCGCCGCGCACACAAAGAAACAGUUACACAGAAUAAUACGCGCGAUUUGAGAAAGGGUACCACGCGAUGAAUAUAGUUCGGUCUCUGAUCGAGAGUGAAAUAGCGCCGACCACACUGAAAAUGGAUAUUUCCGUUGCGCGCAGUGAGGAUUUCUCGGGAAUUCAUGCCUGGGAAAACCCAGGUCAAGAUGACACAAGACGUUGUGCAGGAGCUACGAAAGGUAGUCGGGAGGGGAGUACACCGCACAGCUGAAGGCACGGAAUAGUGACAUCUCCACGGGAUACUUGAUAACCGAUCACUACCAUGGCAACGAUGGCAACGAUCCAAAAGCACAACGACGCCGUGUUGUCCAGCUUGGAGCCCGGUGACCAGGUGGAAUUUGGGAGAGUGUUGUAUUCUCACUGGGGCGUGUACAUUGGUGAUGGUUUCGUGAUUCACCUGGCCAGUCUUGAUGGUGAGAGCUUUAGAAAGACUGAAAAAGCCGUUGUACGUAGAGACAAAAUCCAGGAUGUUGCGAAGAAAUGCAAGAUGAAUAAAAACAACUCAAAAGGCCGGAGAUACAGACUAAAAACCUUCAGCAAAUCGGAGAUCGUGGAGAGAGCCAAGAGCCAGCUUGGCAGAAAGGGAUAUAACAUGCUUGCCAGCAACUGUGAACACUUUGUGUCGUGGUGCUGCUACGACAUUGAAAUAAGUGACCAGGUGAACGAUGGCAUAGAACUGACGACGAAAGCGGCUGAAAUGUUCUUUGAUUGGUUACUGGAAAAGACUAAAUGAGAAGAACUUGGAAAGGUCUAAGUCUUGAGAAAGAUUCUUUAAAAGGGUUUACAGAAUCCGGGCAGCUGUAGUUACCACUGGUGUAGAUGUUAUACUACACCAAGUUCGAUUCCGUAGAUUAACAAACACCUUUUUGUAGCAGAAUGACAUUUGUAAUUGGAUGAUUUAGUGUAAGAUUGUUGUGUAAGAUGUAUACCAAGUUAUUGAAACUGACCAUAUUUUUCAAUAUUUAGUCUAUUAUUCACACAAUAAUAUCUGCU